AGAGAGUCAGAGAAACACAACUAGCUAAAACAUUCAAUUGCGUAGGUGGCAAAAUGGCCUGCAGACUGUCCAUUACAGAGGAGCAUUUCUACUGCCCCAUCUGCUGUGACAUCUUCAGGGAUCCCGUACUCCUACCCUGCUCUCACAGCAUCUGUAACAGCUGCGUGAAAACCUUCUGGAACCGGCGAGGAACUCAAGAGUGUCCUAUCUGCAGAACUGUGUCCUCCAACCCUAACCCACCUAUAAACAUUGUGCUGAGAAACAUGUGUGAUCUGAUGAGAGAAGAAACAACUCAGGAGCCUCCCGUAGAGACUGUGGAGUUCUGUAGUCUUCAUGGAGAACCUCUUACUUUCUUCUGCACUGAAGAACAAGAACUAGCUUGUGGGAAAUGCAGAAAUGACAAAUCACAUAAGAACCACCGCAUCCAUUCAACAGCAGACCUCAGGAAACAAAAGUUUCAUGGGAACUUGCUGAUCAAUGCUGAUCCAUUUGUGGAUAUGCCGUCCUGGGAUGAAACAGCAGAGUAUAUUAAGAAGCAGAGCCAACACACUGAGACUAAAAUUAAGGAGGCGUUUGAAAAGCUUCACCAGUUUCUGGAAAAUGAAGAGGCAGCCAAGAUGAUGACGCUGAGGAAAGAAGAAGAGCAGAAGAGUGAGAUAAUUAAAAAGAAGAUUGAGGAGAUUAGAUCAGGGAUGUUAUCUCUCUCACGCAUUAUUCAGUCCAUCGAAGAACAGCUAAAAAGGAAUGACUUCACAUUUCUUGUGAACUACAAGGCUACAAUUGAAAGAACAAAGUGUAAAAUGCGGGAUCAUACCAGACCUUCAGGAAUGCUCAUCAAUGUAGCAAAACAUGUGGGUAACAUAACCUUUGAAGUAUCGAAGAAACUACAAGCCAACGUCCGAUACACCCCAGUAACCUUUGACCCCAACACCGCCCAUCCUUAUCUGCUCGUGUCGGAUGAUCUGACCAGUAUAACUUACACUGACGAGCAUUUCCAACAGCUUCCAGCAAACCCAGAGAGAUUCGACGGCUACACAAGCAUUCUAGGUUCUGAGGGCUUUAACUCGGGGACUCACUGCUGGGACAUCGAGGUGGGCGACAGCACAGCCUGGGCCGUGGGAGUGAUCACAGAGUCCGCAUACAAACACAGACAGACCCCCUCCAAAACGGGCCUGUGGUAUGUGGGCUUCUGCAAUGGUAAAUACGGGAAGGGCUAUUCUCCAGAGAUCCUCGCCCUUCUACGGGUCACCCAGAGAAUUCAGAGGAUCAGGGUGCAGCUGGACUGGGACAAGGGCAAAGUCACAUUCACCGACUCGGCUCGUAAUAUCGGUCUGCAUGUGUUUAAACACACGUUCACUGAGAGAGUGUUCCCUUACUUUUAUAGUCACUGUAUGAAACAUCCAAUGAGGAUCAUACCGGUAAAGACAGCUGUGGAAGCACACGUUUAG
Sinocyclocheilus rhinocerous is the source of this 1448-nucleotide messenger RNA. Its product is annotated as tripartite motif-containing protein 35-like. The transcript has 7 exons. Lineage: Eukaryota; Metazoa; Chordata; Actinopteri; Cypriniformes; Cyprinidae. The record is from RefSeq and is a predicted model, not a curated record. Gene Ontology annotation, molecular function: protein binding; zinc ion binding. Bases 54 to 1448 code for a protein of 464 amino acids.